This is a messenger RNA of Rattus norvegicus (Norway rat), 11707 nucleotides long. The record is from RefSeq and is a predicted model, not a curated record. NCBI's taxonomy places the organism in Eukaryota, Metazoa, Chordata, Mammalia, Rodentia, Muridae.
AAAGACUUUAUCCACGAGCCCUCUCCCCACUCACCCAACAUCUAAUUUUUUAAGGAUUAAGAUAAUCACAAUAUUGCACAGGGGGCACACUAAAAGAAUCUUCAGUGUUCCUCUGGGAUUCUAUUAUUCUUGGGGCACUGUGUUUGCAUUUACCAACAGUUACCUGGCAACAGUAACACAAGGCCUUAGCCACACUCUGGGAGAACCCCAGAUCUCCAGUCAGACACUGGGGAGGAGAGUCAAGACCUGGCCUGUCCCAAGGGAACGGCUGCCUUUCUGCCGCAGAGCAAAGGCGCAGAGUGCAGAGAGCACUCACAUUGUAUGUCCUGUGAAGACAGGGCUGCCCCUCAGACAUGUAAGCAGUUUCUGUCACCACCAAGAGGCACUAAAGCCACCAGAACCCGCUGGAAGAGGAACCCUUCAAGCCUCUAUGAUCCUUUCUGAACAAGAAGGUUGGAGGUCCCUAAGGACUGUCCACUGUCAUCCAAGCCUGGGCAUUCCAGCCAUUAGGAGUCUCACUCAGGUCAAGCUAGAGAAGCAGGCAGCCAAGAAGAUACUGGUAAUAUAUGGGGUGUGAAGCCAGGAAAUCUUCUAAAGGCUCCAAUGAGAGUCAGGAAGCCCGCUGUGCAGAGAAUGGCACCACCCACAGUGGGCAAGAUUCCCAGUAUCUACUAACACGAUGAAGACCGUCUCUGGAGCUUGUCUCCCAUCCCCCUGUGAUUUUAGAUCUCAUCAAGUUGUUUAUUGAGGUGACGUGUCCUAGGUAAUCUUUGUCUUUUUUUUUCUUAAUUUAUAACCCAUUUUUUAAAUUCAUUUAUCAGGUGGUGGGCAUUUGUGCUAUUUGUUGGGGGCAGUAAAGUCUGGGGGGGGGAAGGAGGUUUAUAUUCUUUCUGAAGUGGAAUUAACGCCUCCUAAUGGAAGUGAAAAUGUUUAAAACCAUCGGAGUAUGAUGAUGCACAUCUGUGGUCCCAGCACUUUGAAGGUGGAGGUUAUAGGUCAACCUCAACUACAUGACAAUUUCAAGGCCAGCCUGGCCACAUGAGACCCUGUCUCAACUCCCACCCUAGCCCCAAAACAAAGGGAAGAAAGGAAGCACCAACCAACUCUGUAAGUGGCAGUACCUCCGGUCUUUCCCUCAGAAGGAAGCUCUUCCCAGACACUCGCCAUCCUUGCUAAAAUUGGUGUUGUUACUCUUUUUUAUUGGGGCUUCAUUAGUCACUUUCCCGUAGCUGUGACUGAAAGACCUGAGGGAUGGACGGGCCAGCAAAGUGCCUCAGCAGGAAAAGGUGUUUGCUACAAAGCCUGAACAAUCUGAGUUUCAUCCCUGGGACCCACGUGGGAAGAGAGCACCAACUCUCACUCUGACCUACAGUCGUGGGUGUGACUCAGGCCACACUCACGCCCAGAGAUGUUCAUAGACAUAAAUUAAUCAAACACAGCACCCAGCCAUCACCACAGGCUCAUAUACAUAAUUUAAAAUAAAAAAGUACUUUUAAGCAAAUCUUUAAAAACCAAUUGGGAUGUUAGGUGAAUAAUUAAAUUAAUUAAUGGGGAAAAAAUCACAUGAGAGACCAGGUGGUGGUGGUGGACUUGGGAGGCAGAUGCAGGUGGAUCUCUGAGUGUAACAGACAGACAGACAAAUAAACAAGCUUUUGAGAGAAUUUCCUCAGGGACAGCUUUGUCUGGCUCUCAGUUUGGGAGCUCACAGUUCUUGGUUGCUUAGUCCCACAGGCUUGAGCCGAGCAUCAUGGCAGUGACUGUGACAGUUCGCCUUAACUGUCAACUUGACCCAUCUAGAAUCACCUGAGAGACAUGCCUCUCCAAACAUUAAUUGAGGUUAGACGUCAAAAAGCCUUUUCUCCCCUAAGUCACUCUGGUCGCUGUCAGACAGCACGAGAGACAGAAGUGAAAGGAAGACCGUGACCAGCGUCAUCCAACAAGUUCCCAUCUGCUAAGUGCUCUGCACAAGAGCCCCAGGGUCCUUUCAGAUGGAGAUGACAGCCUGGACCACUAAUGAGGACAGGGGAGCCACUUUCUGGUGCAGUGCGUGUGUUGUCCAUCAGGAUGGCUUCUUUCACAAGCCUCUGCACAGAUGUCUGAUUUUUUGUGUCUGUUUUAAUAGGAAACCCCUGUCUUGGAGAAGAAGAUGAAGAGAAGUCUAAGGGCAGUGUGCAAUGUGAACAAAUGAGGGGCCCCGGGCCAUCAAGAUGGCUCAGCUGGUAAAAGCAUUUGCCACCAAGCCUGAUAGGUCCCCUGGACCUACAUAUUAGAAGAAGCAUCAGCUCCCAGAGCUUUUCCUCUGACUUUCGAACACGCACCCUGGGACACUCGUGAGCAAGCACACACAGGCACACACGUGACAGAUAAAUAAGUAAUUUAAAAAUACUAAAAAAGGGAAACAAAAGAAGAUCUCUCCCUUCCGGGUUCUGCUUGCCCUGCCCAUUGCUCUCACGGGGGUAUCAGAGAGAGGUGGGCUGCUGUGGUGAUUGGUCUGCCUUCCUCUGAGAGUCUCGCCUUUAAAAAUUCAAAAUAGAAAUUACCACCCUUGAACAUAAUGCCACAAAACAUGCACACGUGUCUUUAAGGCAUGCACCUGUAAUCCCAGAGCUGGAAGGCAGAGACUCACAGACCCUUAGAGCUUGCCGGUUAACCAAUCUAGCCAAAUCAGAGCGUUCUGGAGUCAGUGAGAGAUUCUUUCUCGAAAAGUAAUGUGAACAGUGAGUGAGAAACACACCCAAGGUCAACCUGCCCUGCACACAUGCACACAAUGUGCACACACAUAAAAAUGCACACUUUUAGUGUUGUUGUAAAAAUAUAAAAAUAAAAUAGUAUAUUGUUGGUAUUUUUUCCCCGCUAGGUCCACACCACGGUGCCCCAAGAUAUCUGCUAGAUAUCUUGGCAGAAACAAUCCCAGCCGCACACUUUCCUACACUCAAACCUUCACAUAAAAGAACACACAAUUCAAUAAUCUUUGACCCAAUUGAUAAGAUAUAAUUGCCCACUUAAUCAUACAAAGUCCAGUACCAUCCAUCCCUAGGAACAUUAAUAACAACCUAUAAAUACACAGAACAGAAUCUUAACAUCACCUGCCAUGGCUUCUCUCCUCUCUCUUCCUCCUGUCUCUCCUUUCUCUGUUCUAGUCUCCUCCUCUUCCUUCAAACUUCUCUCCCGCCCUCACCUGUACUUUACAAAUUCAAUGGGGAGGUUCUGGUGAAGUCACCUGAUUCCUGAGUAUGUGACUGGGCCGCUGUCCUUGGGGCAGUGGAAUUAGCAUCAAAAUACAGAUAACUUCAGGGCAAACCACAACAUUUUAGCUUGGGUUUUAUUGCUGUGAAGAGAUACUAUGACCAAGGCAACCCUUAUAAAGGACAACAUUUAAUUGGGGCUGGCUUACAGAUUCUGAGGUUCAGUUCAUUACCAUCAUGGCAGAAAGCAUGGGAAUGUUCAGGCAGGCAUGGUGCAGAAGGAGCUGAGAGUUCUACAUUUUGAUCUGAAGGCUACCAGAAGAUUGUCUCCCAGGCAGUUAGGAGAAGGGUCUCAAAGCCCACUCCCACAGUGACACACUUCCUUCAACAAGGUCACACCUACUCCAACAAGGCCCUAGUAGUGCCACCCCCUGUGCCAAGCAUAUUCAACCACCAUAUACACAUAACAGUUGGGCAGUGGUGCCACACCCCUUUAACCCCAGCUCUCAGAAGGCAGAGGCAGGUAGAUCUUUGUGAGUUUGAGGCUAACCUGAUCUAAACAGCGAGUUUCAGGACAGUCAGAAAUACAUAGAGAGACUCUGUCUCAUAAAUAAAUAGAUAGACAAACAAAUAAACAAAUAAAUAAGCAAGCAAGCAUAUAACAAAAAGAAACGGUUAGAAAAGUAGAAAGACAUUUUGGCAGUGAGCAAAAGGGAAUUGAAAUAGAGUUUUCUGGAAAGUCAAGGGCCGGAACUGUAAUUCAGUAGGCAGAGUGCUUGCCUACCAUGCAAGAAGCCUCGGGCUCAACUUCUAACACGACAUCUGUCAAAUCUGAUCAUAAACACGAGCAUAAUUACCAUGCGCUAAUUAAUUGUGUCGCUGGAGUCCAUGGUUAUAAACCCCUGCAAUCCUAGCAUUUGGAAGGAAAGAGGCAAGAGGAUCAACCUGGGCUACAUAACAAGUUCAAGGUCAGCCUGAGACAGACGGGACCCUACGUCAUCAAAAAUAAACAAGCUGAUAGAGAAAUACAUGCAUAAGUGAACACAGAUUCAACAGGAAGUGAUGCUUCAUUCCUGCAGGCUGCAACAGGAGGAUUACCACAAGUUCAAGGUCAGACUAGGCUAAGGAGUGUGACACUGUCUCAAGAAUAAAUCAAUAAAUACAAACACAAAUAAGAUCCAUUAGCCACAUAGUCACUGGUGAGUGUGUGUGUGUUUGUAUGUGUGUGUGCACGUUUGUAUGUGUGUGUGUACCUGUGUUUGCAUGUGUGUAUGUGUGUGCAUGUUUGUAUGUGUGUGCAUGUGUGCAUGUGUGCCUGUGUGUAUGUGUGUAUGUGUGUAUAUGUGUGCAUGUUUGUAUGUGUGUGUGCACAUGUGUGCAUGUGUGUGUGCCUGUGUGUAUGUGUGUGUGCACAUUUACCUGUCUGUGCAUGUGUAUAUGUGUGUGUGCAUGUUUGUAUGUGUGUGCAUGUGUGCAUGCAUGUGUGCCUGUGUAUGUGUAUGUGCAUGCAUGUUUGUAUGUGUGUGUGCACAUGUGUGCAUGUGUGUGCCUGUGUGUAUGUGUGUGCAUGUGUGUCUGCACGUUUGUAUGUGUGUGUGUACCUGUGUGUGCAUGUGUGUAUGUGUGUGUGCAUGUGUGCAUGCAUGUGUGCCUGUGUGUAUGUGUGUGUAUAUGUGUGCAUGUUUGUAUGUGUGUGUGCACAUGUGUGCAUGUGUGUGUGUAUGUGUGUGUGCACAUUUACCUGUCUGUGCGUGUGUAUAUGUGGGUGUGCAUGUUUGUAUGUGUGUGUUUGUAUGUGUGUGUGCACAUGUGUGCAUGUGUGUGUGUAUGUGUGUGUGCACAUUUACCUGUCUGUGCGUGUGUAUAUGUGGGUGUGCAUGUUUGUAUGUGUGUGUGUGCAUGUGUGCAUGCAUGUGUGCCUGUGUGUAUGUGUGUGUAUGUGCAUGCAUGUUUGUAUGUGUGUGUGCACAUGUGUGCUUGUGUGUGUGCACAUUUACCUGUCUGUGCAUGUGUAUAUGUGUGUGUGCAUGUUUGUAUGUGUGUGUGCAUGUGUGCAUGCAUGUGUGCCUGUGUGUGUGUUCAUGCAUGUUUGUAUGUGUGUGUGCACAUGUGUGCAUGUGUGUGCCUGUGUGUAUGUGUGUGUAUGUGUGUGUGCACAUUUACCUGUCUGUGCAUGUGUAUAUGUGUGUGUGCAUGUUUGUAUGUGUGUGUGCAUGUGUGCAUGUGUAUGUGCCUGUGUAUAUGUAUGUAUAUGUGUGUAUGUGUGUGUACAUGUGGAUGUGUGUGUCUGUGUGUAUGUGUGUGUUUGUGUGUGUAUGUGGGUGUGUUCAUGUGGGUGUGCAGGCAGGCAUGUAGUAGCCAGAGGACGUUGUUGGGAACUAACUGUCUUACUCUUUGGAACUGUUUCUUGUUGGCUCGGAACCUGCCAGUUAAAGGCUGGCCAGGUUCCUCCUGCCUCUGCCUUUGCAGAGCUGGGAGUUUUAGCCCAAGCCACCACAUCUGGGUUUCAUUUGUUCGUUUUGUUGUUUUUUGAAACCUGCCUUCUGGGGCUGGAUCUCAGGUCCUUGUGCAUGCAAGGCAAGGGCUUCAUCGCCUGAGCCGUCAACCUAACAGCCAUUUUGUUUUCAGUCAGAUUCUUCCUUAAUAGACCAGGCCAACCUUGUAUACAAGACAAUCCUCCUGCCUCAGCCUCCUGACUGCUGGGAUCACAGUACAAGCUAUAGCGCUGGUGAAACUUGACACACCUGUGUCCCUUGUGGCUGGGAUGGGGACCAGAAGGCCGGACUCACCAAGCACGUUUCCCAUCCUUAAUGAGGAAGCAGGCUCUGCAUCAUAAGCUGGCACUGUUCAUGCCACCUGCUUCCUCCAAAGCCUGCAAAGGGGCAUUCCUACAUCCUUGUGCUCAGAAUGUGUGGCUGUGGCUGCCACCUGGCUUCCUGGUCAGCCGUCAAAUGCCAAUCAAUAGUAAAGAUGUUAGAUCACCCACAGCAAGACAGGCAGACUGUGCAGGAGCAGACAGUGAGCAGGAGCACAGACAGAUCGUGAGCAGGAGCACAGACAGACUGUGAGCAGGAGCACAGACAGACUGUGAGCAGGAGCACAGACAGACUGUGAGCAGGAGCACAGACAGACAGUGAGCAGGAGCACAGACAGACUGUGAGGAGGAGCACAGACUAUAAGGAGGAGCACAGACUGUGAGGAGGAGCACAGACAGACAGUGAGCAGGAGCACAGACAGACUGUGAGGAGGAGCACAGACUAUGAGGAGGAGCACAGACUGUGAGGAGGAGCACAGACAGAUAGUGAGGAGGAGCACAGACAGUGAGCAGGAGCACAGACAGACUGUGAGCAGGAGCACAGACAGACAGUGAGCAGGAGCACAGACAGACUGUGAGCAGGAGCACAGACAGACUGUGAGCAGGAGCACAGACAGACUGUGAGCAGGAGCACAGGCAGACUGUGAGCAGGAGCACAGACAGACUGUGAGCAGGAGCACAGACAGACUGUGAGCAGGAGCACAGACAGACUGUGAGGAGGAGCACAGACUGUGAGGAGGAGCACAGACAGACUGUGAGCAGGAGCACAGACAGACUGUGAGGAGGAGCACAGACAGACUGUGAGGAGGAGCACAGACUGUGAGGAGGAGCACAGACAGACUGUGAGCAGGAGCACAGACAGACUGUGAGGAGGAGCACAGACAGACAGUGAGCAGGAGCACAGACAGACUGUGAGCAGGAGCACAGACAGACUGUGAGGAGGAGCACAGACAGACUGUGAGGAGGAGCACAGACAGACUGUGAGCAGGAGCACAGACAGACAAACAGACUGUGUGCAGGAGCAGACUCACCUGCUGUGCACUGUUCUAAUGCCAAGUUUCAAGCUAUGCCACAAACAACAGCACAAGCCACUUGACAGACAUUCAUAGCUUCCUGGGAGAGCAUCCUAGACUGUAUCUCAUGACCUACCUGUCCUAUGCUUGAGCACAAGCCCUGAAAAGAAGCCUUAUUCCAAUGCUGCCAUUGGCCUUUUUGUGAUGUUUAUCUGUAUUCCAGUGAAGGAACCCCUGCUGAGCCAGUCACACUGACAGAGAAGGAGGAGGUCUGGACAAUGGGUAGGAAAUCCGUGGUGGCAGAAUUGCCUUCCUGGCGCUGCACAGGGAGGUUGAAUCCUGCUGAAGAGAGCGGGGAUGUGCACGAGGUGGGAUGCAAUGAUCAGAUUCGGGGGUUGUGGUUGUUGAAUGAGGGGAUCAGUGGGUGGGUGGGUAAGUGGAGGUGUAUGUGGAUAGAUGGAUGAAUAGGUAAGUGGAUGGACAAACCACGAGAUGGGAAGGUGGAUAACUGGGUAGAUUGAUUAAGAGUGGGAGCAUAGACAUAUGGAUUGACAGGCGAGUAGGUGAUAUUAGGAAGAGAGCGUGGAUGAGUGGAUGAGUGAAUGAAUCUAUUGAUGGGUGUACAAAUAGUUAGGGGGGUGGGCAUACCAGUGAGCACAGAGAUGUCUGAAUGAAGGGGGCGGGGAGACCAGCAUUCAACUUGUGGUAAUUCUUACACAGCUGUUACUCAUUUAACCGUCUUGAACACCUUGUGGGGGAGGUUGAUUGAUUCUGAUUCUUUUACUGCUGAGGAAGUAAAGACAGCAGAAGUGAUUUUUGUGGCGAGGUACGAGGUACGGUACUGAAACCCAAAUCCCGCCCCUCCUAGCACACCCUGUGCCCAGCCCACCAUCCUGAAGGGAAUGGCCAUUUCUGAAGCUUCCUGCACCAUCGCACCAGUGACCUCAGCAUCCACAUCGUGGAGGGUCUUUGCUUUGCAAGCCUGGAACCAGCCACAUACGGUGCCACAGGCACAGCCCACGUGUCCCUGAGAAUCACGGCUCACCGACUUAUUCCAAGUGCCGGGAGGAUCUACGGUACCCUCAGCCCUGGGCUACCGCUGGGGAAGCCCCGUUGGCUCCUGGCUUAGUUCCUCAUCUCAGCCAACCGUCGCCCAAUUUGACCUUUGGACCGAAAUCAGCUUGUGGGUCUUCUGAACAUUUGAGUAAAUUGUAACUACUUCCUUAUCCUUGUUCCAGCCUGACUCUGCAGGGAGCGUCUGUGGGUUGUCUGUGUUGGCCGUGAGCUGCCUCCUCUUAUGUAACACGGAACUGGGAAGUUCAGCUAAACCUGUCCAAGAAUCAACUUGUCACCAGAUCUGUGUCUGAGGGAGGCCACCCAGAUCACAUGGACAGUGCAGCCAGAGGAGGUGCCUGACAAGCCCCUGUGUAGACAAGGAUGGGUACAGCCACCAGGGUGCCACAACCUCGGCUCCCAUCUACCCCCAUCCCAACCCCAGCACCUCCUUGCCUGCUAUCAUAAACUGGGAGCCAGGUGAGAGGGCAUUGUAAGUAGAAAUGCCCACCUUGGCACUACCAUCCUGGGAGGGAAGCCAGGCUAAGAGAUGACUAAGGGGACCCAUGUUUGCACAAAUUCAAAACCAGGCUGCAAAACUGUGCUGUUUUUCUGGGUUGCUUUCUGCUCCUUCCUGGAGGCUGUUGUUGGGGCAGUGGGGUGGGGUGGAGUAGUCCUUUGAGGAGGGUGGAAUCUACCACUCGGAAACGAAGGUUGGUCUUCGAAGGCUCACCCAGAUGCAUGAAGAGACACACACUUAGCCUGAAUGGUGUGUGUGGGGGUUCGGGGUGGGGGCGUCUCUUAGACCUGGCUGUCAGGUUAACCUGAAGAAGGGAUAGGGGCUGCUAUCUAAGGAGGACUCUCGUUUGGAGACCUCCCAGGGGUUGACUUUUGCAGGACACUUUGCCGAUUGUCAUGGGCUAAGCAGGGAUGCAGAAUUGAAACCAGGUUUAGUGGCACGUCCGUGUGAUCUCAGCACUCUGGAGGUGAAAGUGGCGUGCUCUGGAAUCAGUCAUCAGAAGCUACACAGUAAGCCAGGUCCAGGCCAGGCAACAUCAGAUCCUACUUAGAAAACAAAUCGUGAAACAAAACUGGAUGGCAAAACUGGGGCUUUUUUAUUUGCUCCACUCCACUGUCCUCUGCUGACUUCUGAGAAGUAGUUACCCUGAGGCAUGAGGAGACAGUGUAUUAGCAAAAUACUUGACCUUGGACAUCAAGAGAAAAUGAGAGACAAGGUGGGCUCUGAAAGGCAAAUUAUUUCACCAGACUUCAGUUCUGGAUUCUGAAAGAACAAAUGGGGUAGAGCAGAAUGCAGGAGGGGGGGAGGCACAGAGAAGAAUUAUGUAAGGAGCGGGGACCAUGGGAACAGAGCAAAGGAUUCCGCAGCACCCAGAAUGAUAGACAUUUCCUCCCAGACAUAACAAAGAGGGUCAAGGGUGCCUCUCCUCUGAAAGGGCAGAGGGUCCAGGACUGACAGGUCUCUUGUCCACAGGUCCUCUCUCUCUGCCCUGGGCAGUCAGCAAUAGAUUUGGGUGUGAUGUGUGUGCGUGCAUGUGUGUGUGUGUAUGUAUGUGUGUAUGUAUGUAUGUAUGUAUGUAUGUAUGUAUGUAUGUAUUGCAGUAAAUAUUUUAAAAAAAAUACCUAAAGCUUUAACCCCACACUAGCAAUGACACUGUUGGGACUCAUGGCACUGGCGGGUGUCUUUGUCUCAGUGGCUCCAUGCUGACCCCAAGUACUCAUGGAUCCAGGCGGUCUUGCCACACUGGUCUCUAGUGUUAGUUCUAGCACUGGAGGGCCAUAUGGAACUAACCAUAAUUUAUUUCGGGUUAGUAUCUCCCCUGGCAGCUCUCUGCUAGCCACAAACUCUCUGGUUCCAGCUACCUGGUAAAAUCAGGACUCUAGAAGUCCAGCAUGGGCCGGCCUGUCAUGGCUCCCAGCCUCAGACUCUGCCCACACUCCCUACAACCGCCCCCUGGUAGUUAAGGUAAAAAUUCCCAACCACCCAGUGAAAUCAGGACUCGAUAAGCUGUAAUUUAUCAAUCAGAUUUAUAUGAUAAAUUCUCAAUCCACAAUACAUCCACACAAUAAACUCACAACCAAUUGAUAAGGAUGUAAACUGCCCACCUAGAUAAGAUAAAUUGACCUAUAGAAAUCCAUCCCUUAAGAAAUACACAUGGGGUGGGGGAUUUAGCUCAGUGGUAGAGCGCUUGUCUAGCAAAUGCAAGGCCCCGGGUUCAGUCCCCAGUUCCAAAAAAAAAAGAAAAGAAAAGAAAAGAAAUACACAUAACUACGUAGGACCAUUUAAGACCACCCUGAUCUGGGUCAUCCUUCUCCAUCUCCGUCUUGAUUUUCUCACUUUCCCUUCUCUCUCCCCUUACUAAAACUUAGUCCCCACCUUACAUUUUUACUGUCUAAUCAUGGCCUUGACCUAACUUGUACCAGCCCUCGCCUGCAUAUGGAUAUCAACCCAUACUUCACCCUUUCUGUCUAAUUAAAAAAAAACAUUUUUCCCAAUUAUUUGUCUAGUAAAACUAUUACCAUUCUGUAAUUUAUAAAGUAUAAAAUGUAUCUAACACCCAGUCCAACAUUUUAUCAGUUAAACAGAACAUUUAGUUAUCCAUUCCAGCUUAAGAAAGUCUUAAAAUCCAUGUUAUGCCUUGGCUAGCUUGUGUACUACUUGAUAACGAUCUAAUUAAAUAUGUAUUCUCAAAGUUAAACAGCCUGGGUAGGCUAUGAGACUAUAAUCAGUCUCCAACCCUAUUAAAAAUCUGAGUGUGACCAAUAUUAUCUGAAAAUAUAGGAAGCCUAACACGGCUUCCGGAACUGAGGCAGGUUGAAGAAAUAGCUGUCUGCCGGCACAGUCCCCUGUUGGAAACAUAGAAGACCCCCAGUCUUCAGCCUUCUGACCAGGAAUCUCACAGACCUUAGUAAACGGGAUUAGCUCAUUCUGUCUCUGCAGAACGAAGCUGUCCUAACCUGUAACCGUGUCCUCUCUAGGACAGUGCAGAUCUGUAGAAGAAAUAGGCAAUUUCUGCCCAGUGGCCACCGAACCACAGUGACCUCACCUGGACCUAGAGAUGCUCAGCUGCUUUCUCGAGUCCACAAACGGGGAGCUGUCGGCAUGAGCUGUGUCUCAGCAAGCUGGUCUCCCCGAUGUGGUACAUCCUUUCACAGUCCUCUGAGUCCAAGAGAGGCACAGCUAACUCCUGGAGGACACUCGCCAGCUCUGCACCAGAGAAAAGCCUGGUCUGAGUACAGCCUGAGGCCCAUCAUGCAGACAACCUGGGUCUCUGUACUGUAUGGUUUUGUGUGUCAACUUGACACAAGCUGGAGUUAUCACAGAGAAAGGAGCCUCCCUUGAGGAAAUGCCUCCAUGAGAUAGCUGUAGGGCAUUUUCUCAACUAGUGAUCAAGUGGGGAGUGCCCAGCACAUUGUGGGUGGUGCCGUCCCUGGGCUGGUGGUCCUGGGUUCUAUAAGAGGGCAAGCUGAGCAAGCCAGGGGAAGCAAGCCAGUAAGUGUCAUCCCUCCAUGGCCUCUGCAUCAGCUCCUGCUUUCUGACCUGCUUGAGUUCCAGUCCUGACUUCCUCUGGUGAUGAACAGCAAUGUGGAAGUGUAAGCUGAAUAAACCCUUUCCUCCCCGA